AUGUUUGCUCCUUACCAAGGAUCUGGGAAAACAACAACAAGAAGAAUGAGUGCUUCUAUGGUGAACACUCCACAGGAUAUGAUAACCUUCAAGGAUGUGGCUUUGGACUUCUCACUGGAAGAAUGGGAAUGUCUCAAUUUUUCUCAGAGGACAUUAUACAUGGAUGUGAUGUUGGAGAAUUAUGACAAUCUGGUGUUUGUUGAAAAUUACCACACAUGUGGAAAACAUGGGAAGAUAUUGGAUGAAGACAUACAGCAUGUUGUCCAUGAGCAUGGGCAUAUCCAAGAGGAGUCUUCUAAAUGUAAUGAGAUAAGCAAUAUGAUUCUUGAAUCCUCCCAAUGUACACCUUAUAAAACUAACCACAGAGAUGCCACUCUUCAACCAUUAAACCUAAAAAGACAUAAAAGUUGGAACACUAAAGAAGUUUUCUCAUACAAAGACUGUAUAGACUGUUUAAAGGUGUGUUCUAUCAUGAGUCUCAAUCAAGGAAUCCAUGUAGAGAAGAAAGAACACAACCGACAUAAAAAAAAUGACAAGGUUUUGGUCUCUAAACAUAACCUCAUGGUGAUACAAAGCAGUAGUGAAAUGAAUACUUACAAUUGUGGUAAGUUUGACAAUUGCUUUACACAGACAGAUGAUCUACAAAGUCAGCAGAGAAUUUAUCCAGGAAAGAAAUCUUACAAAUAUAGUGAAAGUGAUAAAUGCUUUAUGCAACAAUUCUCUCUUGGUAUCCAUCAGAGAAUUCAUACAGGAGAGAAACUUUAUAAAUGUAGUGAAUGUGACAAAUGUUUUAAAUACAAAUCCAAUCUUAGUGUGCAUCAGAGAAUUCAUACAGGGGAGAAACCUUACAAAUGUAGUGAAUGUGACAAAUGCUUUGCCCGACAAUCCCAUCUUAGUAUUCAUCAGAGAAUUCAUACAGGAGAGAAACCUUACAGAUGUAGUGAAUGUGACAAAUGCUUUACUGACAAUGGCAGUCUGAGGAUUCAUCAGAGAAUUCAUACAGGCGAGAAACCUUACAAAUGUAGUGAAUGUGACAAAUGCUUUGCCCAAAAAUCCUGUCUUAGUAAUCAUCAGAGAAUCCAUACAGGAGAGAAACCUUACAGAUGUAAUGAAUGUGACAAAUGCUUUACUGACAAUGGCAGUCUGAGGAUUCAUCAGAGAAUUCAUACAGGUUAUAAACCUUACAAAUGUAGUGAAUGUGACAAAUGCUUUGCCCGACAAUCCCAUCUUAGUAUUCAUCAGAGAAUUCAUACAGGAGAGAAACCUUACAAAUGUAGUGAAUGUGACAAAUGCUUUGCCCGACAAUCCCAUCUUAGUAUUCAUCAGAGAAUUCGUACAGGAGAGAAACUUUAAAA
Molecule: messenger RNA, 1355 nt
Organism: Mastomys coucha (southern multimammate mouse)
Lineage: Eukaryota; Metazoa; Chordata; Mammalia; Rodentia; Muridae
Product: zinc finger protein 501-like
Exons: 4
Coding region: 1-1353 (450 amino acids)
Biological process (GO): regulation of transcription by RNA polymerase II
Molecular function (GO): DNA-binding transcription factor activity, RNA polymerase II-specific; RNA polymerase II cis-regulatory region sequence-specific DNA binding
Source: RefSeq, a predicted model, not a curated record